Messenger RNA from Micropterus salmoides (largemouth bass), 1928 nucleotides. RefSeq lists its product as uncharacterized. The coding region runs from base 1 to 798 and encodes 265 amino acids. The transcript has 7 exons. The record is from RefSeq and is a predicted model, not a curated record. Lineage: Eukaryota; Metazoa; Chordata; Actinopteri; Centrarchiformes; Centrarchidae.
AUGGAGUCUGAACUGACUGAACACUUUCAGCGUGAGGUUCCCUUCCUGUUCUCACCUGGAUCACCUGGUCAGCGUUACUCCUCCCCUCUUCAGCGCCAAAAGGGUGUGAAGCAUAUUAAGCCAAUAACAUCUUCCCUUGUGUUAUUCUGUGUUACGCUGUCACCUUUCAUUUGCAUUCUAUGUAACGCCCCAUCUCUCUGUCAUCCUCCCCUGCUUCUUCAUUGCCUCUCCCUUAACUCCAUUUUGCGCUUUCUUUCUCCACGUCUCUUCCUCCUUCCUGACCCCUCUCCGGCUAUAGAGCCUGCUGCUAAGGAGGCAGAGGUUGCCCGCCGCUUCUCUCUCACCUCAUCUUCCUCCUCCUCCUCCUUCGCUACGAGACGCACAAAAGGUCCCCUCUCUGCUAGCAUAAAGAGCAAGAGACACGAGAUAAAGAGUGACCCCACUCCCUUUGGUUAUGAAGAUACUUUGCGUGGUGCUAUGGCUGCAGUCGGGAAACGUCAGAGCAUGAUUAGCAGCACUGCUACUGCUGCUAGUGACACCUCAGCUUUCCCUAGAUCCACCUCCCAACCAGGCUGGGUCCAGCGGCGUCUCCCUUCUAUGGACGCAGACGACUUUGAGACGAUCCCCUCCAGUGCAGAGGAGUCCUCCAACUCUUCAGAAGAGGAAGGCAACAAUAAAAAUGGUGACAGUGGUCGUUACCGGGUGCAGCUGACCUAUGAGUCUCGUGAAGCGAGCGACCUCUCUCUGGAGAAAAGUGACCUGGUCCAGUUUCUAGAGGAAGCGGAAAACAGACACUGAUAUCUUCAGUGAUCUGCAUACAGCAGCACUCUCCAACUUGAACGAAAAUGAAGCAAGGACGUGUUUCAGGACAGCAUAUAAACAUGGCUGACUACUGACAAACAUUUUUUGUUGGAUCACAAACAUGGCUUAUAACUCAACUGUAAUUUGCUAUGAUGGGCUUUAAAUAUGAACAACUAUUCAUUUUCUACUUGUAGUUCUUAAUGUUGGACUACAAAUAUGGCCUGCUAUUGUUUUUCAACUGUAGUUUUUUCUCAUUAAAGCUUCUCAGUGAAACCUCUGUAAAAUGCUGGAACCUUUACAUGCCUGAGUGCCACAGUGGGAAAGCCAUAUAAGAAUUCUAAUUCAAGGAAGUACCAGCUGCCAACUGUGGACUGAAGACUGCAUGGAUGUGGACACUGAACUUUAUAUCAAAUUUGAAUUAAUUCAGAUUACGCACUGUAGAAUAUGCAAUUCCUGAGUGGUUGGGCUGGAUACCUGGAAACUCAAAUCCCAUUUCUGACUCGGAUAAACUCUUUCAGACCAGCCUCUGAUGAGGCGCUUCAGCAGCUUCGCCUUUUCAGGCUCAAAAUACUGACACUUUACAGUAGCUGCAGUCUCCAGAAGAACCUAGAAGUUGUUUUGCUUGCCUUUUUUUGCCCUGGUAGAGCACCCACAUAAUGGCAUUACAUAUAUGUAUUAUCUCAACUUGCUCGUUCUCCCCUUUUAGACUUGCAUCUGUAUAAAUUGCUCCAAGACGUUAAGAGAGAUCAUAUUUGACUUUAUAUCCCAGUUGUUCAUCUCUGUGAAGGUGAAAAAAUAUUUAUUUUAUAUAUGGUUUAAUCCAUCAGAGGGAAAAAACUUGUUUCAUAUCCUCACGUGUUCUACAUAUAAAGCACUUUUUUGGACAGACACCUUUUAUAUGUAUAUCAUUGUUUAGAGAUCAUCUCAUGGUUCCUUUUGGCAUAGGUAGCGCCAAGACAUCAUGCUUGGGGAGGUCAACAUUUAGUGGUCAAACAGAACAGCUUUUGGGGGGGGGGGAGUCCAAGACGUAGUUCUCGGGACUGAAUUUGUUAUUAUGUAUUAUGUUUGCUACAUCCAUUUACAUAUGAAUCUAAAGCAAACAACAAUGAUAAAGGAAUGUAACACUG